This is a messenger RNA of Lathyrus sativus (Indian pea), 381 nucleotides long. The record is from the annotation of a GenBank genome assembly. Lineage: Eukaryota; Viridiplantae; Streptophyta; Magnoliopsida; Fabales; Fabaceae.
AUGACUGCCACUGAUGUUGUUGCACGGGGUCUUGAUGUGAAGGACAUAAAAUGCAUGGUCAAUUAUGACCUUCCAUCAAGCCUCGAAGAUUAUGUCCACAGAAUUGGUCGAACUGGUCGUGCAGGAGCUAAAGGAACUGCGUACAGUUUUUUUACCCGUGGCAAUGCCAAGUAUGCUAGGGAUUUGAUAAAGAUCUUACAAGAUGUUGGUCAAGUUGUUAGUCCUGCACUGUCUGAAUUGACUCGGUCUGCUGGUUUUGGUCAACAUGCAUCAAGAGGAGGUUUUCGCUCUAGAGGACAUGGAGGAGGCUAUGGCAAUCGGGGUUCAACAGGAUCCAAUGACAUUCCUGUAGGCGGGAAGAGGCCGUGGCAGUAUGUGUAA